This is a messenger RNA of Corvus hawaiiensis (hawaiian crow), 1343 nucleotides long. Its product is annotated as olfactory receptor 14J1-like. NCBI's taxonomy places the organism in Eukaryota, Metazoa, Chordata, Aves, Passeriformes, Corvidae. Gene Ontology annotation, cellular component: membrane. Gene Ontology annotation, molecular function: olfactory receptor activity; G protein-coupled receptor activity. The transcript has 5 exons. Gene Ontology annotation, biological process: G protein-coupled receptor signaling pathway. The coding region runs from base 126 to 1343 and encodes 405 amino acids. The record is from RefSeq and is a predicted model, not a curated record.
AGGAGGAGGAGGAGCUGGAGAACCACGAGGUUCCACCGCCCGCCCACUGUGUCCGCAGCACCCCCAGCCCCGGUAGCAUCUUCCCCCCCAUCCUGCAGGAUUUCCCAUUCCCAACCCUUGGCCAGAUGGAGGACGAGGCUGCACGGAAGAGGAAGAUGCCCCGGGACACCCAGGCAGACAACGAGCUGAGCACGGAGCCCAGGGAGGACAAAUCCCCGCGGCAGAACCUGGUGGAAGAGGCCGUUUUGAGCGGCUCCACGGCGCAGGAAUCCAACGGGGAGGAAAAGCCCCGGAGAUCCGGCAGGAGCAGGGGCUGCAAACACAGCCCAGGGUGCUCUGAGGAGGGAAGACCCACCCUGUUCCAGGAAGGCAGCUGGAGAUCCAGCCAGAGCUCAGACCUGACCCAGCAAAUGUCCAGCAGCAGCUCCAUCAGCCACUUUCUCCUGCUGGCAUUGGCAGACAUGCGGCAGCUGCAGCUCCUGCACUUCUGCCUCUUCCUGGGCAUCUCCCUGGCUGCCCUCCUGGGCAACGGCCUCAUCAUCAGUGCCGGAGCCUGCGGCCAGCACCUGCACAGCCCCAUGUUCUUCUUCCUGCUCAACCUGGCCCUCACCGACCUGGGCUCCAUCUGCACCACUGUCCCCAAAGCCAUGCACAAUUCCCUCUGGGGCACCAGGCACAUCUCCUACACAGGAUGUGCUGCUCAGCUCUUUCUUUUGUUUUUCCUCAUCUCAGCAGAGUAUUUCCUCCUCACCAUCAUGUGCUAUGACCGCUACGUGUCCAUCUGCAAACCCCUGCACUACGGGACCCUCCUGGACAGCAGAGCUUGUGCCCACAUGGCAGCAGCUGCCUGGGCCAGUGCCUUUCUCUACACUCUCAUGCACACGGCCAAUACAUUUUCCCUGCCCCUGUGCCAGGGCAAUGCCCUGGGCCAGUUCUUCUGUGAAAUCCCACACAUCCUCAAGCUCUCCUGCUCACACUCCUACCUCAGAGAACUUGGGCUCAUCGCUGUCAGUGUCUGUUUAGCCUUUGGCUGUUUUGCGUUCAUUGUUUUCUCCUAUGUGCAGAUCUUCAGGGCCGUGCUGAGGAUCCCCUCUGAGCAGGGACGGCACAAAGCCUUUUCCACGUGCCUCCCUCACCUGGCUGUGCUCUCUCUGUUCUUCAGCACUGGCACAUUUGCCUACCUGAAGCCCCCCUCCAUCUCCUCACCAUCCCUGGAUGUGGCAGUGUCAGUUCUGUACUUGGUGGUGCCUCCAGCCCUGAACCCCCUCAUCUACAGCCUGAGGAACCAGGAGCUCAGGGAUACCCUGAGGAAACUGAUGACUGAUGCUUUUCAGCAGCAAUGA